Daucus carota subsp. sativus is the source of this 1061-nucleotide messenger RNA. RefSeq lists its product as uncharacterized. The transcript has 2 exons. Bases 148 to 939 code for a protein of 263 amino acids. The record is from RefSeq and is a predicted model, not a curated record. Lineage: Eukaryota; Viridiplantae; Streptophyta; Magnoliopsida; Apiales; Apiaceae.
UCCCAUUCUCCCCCACCCACAGGCCACAACACUUACUUUACUAAAUAAUAUUGAGAUCAUAAGCAACACGAAACAUAUUGUUAUUUGUCAAGCAGUUUUGCACAAUCAAGCAUUUUCAACUUUUCUGGGAAAUACUGUCCCAGAAAAAUGAGUUGGGAGUUCAAGGAAGAGCACCUGGAUCGAAUCCUGGUGCCAACUGGGUUGUUUUUCAUGUUCACCUACCAUGUCUUUCUUUGUUACAGGUACCUCAAGUUUCCUUUGACUACAGCACAGGGUUCCGAAGAUUAUUACAAGAAAAUCUGGGUCGAAAAAAUGCUUCAGCUUGAAGCGAAGGACAAAGGAACAACUGUGGCUGUGAUAAACAGCAACAUUUCAGCAGCGAGCUCCCUGUCUUCGGUUUCUCUCGUCCUCAGCUCUCUGAUCGGAGCAUUGAUAGGAAGCUCUAAUGAGAAAGACAUCUUCACCAGCAGCUUCAUCUACGGAGACUCCAGCCCCACCAUUGUUUCAAUCAAGUACAUUGCAUUGCUCUGUUGCUUUCUUGUUGGUUUCGCUUCUUUCAUUCAAACAACCAGGAACUAUGCUCUUGCAGCCUUUCUCAUCAGCAUUCCAAACUGCGAUAUCCCUGCAAACUACGUGCAGAAGCCGAUUUUAAGAGCAAGUCACUUCCAUAUGGUGGGGAUGCGCGCACUUCACAUAGCUGCCACUUUGAUCAUGUGGAUUUUUGGACCGAUACCAAUGCUGGUUUCUUCAAUUGUUCUGGUAGCUGUCUGGUACCUUUUGGACCGGAAUCUAACCCCGCUGUACCAAUUUCAACAACGUUUGCAGUCGCAGCAAACCAAUUUCCACAAGAUUGGUGAGGAAAUAGCUACAAUGACAAGGGGUUUAAGGCACCAAGAAAGGGGAAAUGUAGACCGAAGUAGUAACUCAGAUGCUGCGUAGGACUUUAAGAAUACAAAUGUGCAAUUCUUACUUGAUUUAAAGGCCUGAAAGCUUGUAGGAUAUUUUUUUUUUCGCUUCAUUUUUGAUCACUCAUCAGUCACCAGUUCCUAAGUUAUAUGUUA